Messenger RNA from Saprolegnia parasitica CBS 223.65, 2022 nucleotides. RefSeq lists its product as hypothetical. Gene Ontology annotation, cellular component: membrane. The transcript is spliced from 7 exons. The record is from RefSeq and is a predicted model, not a curated record. The coding region runs from base 4 to 2022 and encodes 672 amino acids. Lineage: Eukaryota; Oomycota; Saprolegniomycetes; Saprolegniales; Saprolegniaceae. Gene Ontology annotation, molecular function: amino acid transmembrane transporter activity. Gene Ontology annotation, biological process: transmembrane transport; amino acid transport.
GCGAUGGCCGACGCGAUCUACGGGUCGCCCGGCGCCGACGGCCUGACGUACCGCACCGAGCCGCUGACCGUGCGCAUUGAAGGCGAGACCUCGCGCGUCCCGCCAUGGGACUUUCCCGGCUGGGGCAGGCAGCUCCUCGACGCGGCCGACCCCGCGGAGCUCAAGGCCAUCGACGACCACAUGGCGUCCAAGCACGCGCCGCUCGGGCAGUGGCCUGCCACGGCCAUCUGCGGCAACGACAUCUUGUCGAGCUGUCUCUACACGGCCGGCGUCGCGGCCGCCAAGGCGGGCAAGCUCGCGCCCGUGGCCAUGGGCAUGGUCGCCGCCGUCCUCUACCUCUAUCGCUUCAUCUACGGCGAGGUUGUGAACGCGAUCCCGCUUAACGGUGGCAGCUACAACGUACUGCUCAACACGACGAGCAAGCGCCUCGCGUCGAUUGCGGCCGCGCUCGGCAUCCUCUCGUACGUCGCGACAGGCGUCGUCUCGGGCACGUCGGCCUGCACGUACCUCGCGUCGCAAGUGCCCGGCCUUGCGAUCGUGCACUCGAGCAUCGCGCUGCUCUUACUCUUUGCCGUCCUCGCCAUCGUUGGCAUCAGCGAGAGCGCGGUCGUCGCGCUGCUCAUCUUUAUCGUGCACACGAUCACGCUCGUCGUGCUCUGCGUGGCAUCGAUCGUCUUUGUCAUCCGCGACCAAGGCGCGAUCUUGAGCAGCAACUACCAGGCGCCGUACCCCGACAUCAACAUGGCCGGGCAAUGGAUCGACGGGAGCGUCUGGACGGCGCUCUUCUUUGGCACGUCGACGGCGAUGCUCGGCAUCUCGGGCUUUGAGACGUCGGCGCAGUUUGUCGAGGAGCAAGCGCCCGGCGUCUUUCCCAAGACCCUCCGCAACAUGUGGUGGGGCGUCGUCAUCUUCAACCCGCUCAUCUCGUUUCUGGCGCUUGGCGUGCUUCCGCUCGAAGCGAUCCAAGCCCAGAAGAACACGGUGCUGGCUGCGAUGGGCAAGGCCGUCGGCGGCCACCGCCUCGAGGCGUGGGUCGCACUGGACGCGUUCGUCGUUCUCUCGGGCGCCGUGCUCACGUCCUACGUCGGCAUCACGGGCCUCGUGCGACGCAUGGCGUACGAUCGGAUUCUGCCAGCGUUUCUGCUGCACACGAAUCGCUGCCGGGAAACGAACCACAACAUCAUCCUCUUGUACUUUGCCAUUGCGUCGUCGCUCGUCCUCGCCUUGCAUGGACAAGUCGACCUCCUCAGCGGCGUCUAUACCUUCGCCUUUCUCGGCCUCAUGGUCAUGUUUGGCAUGGGCUGCAUGCUGCUCAAGUUCAAGCGCGCCGACUUGCGCCGGAACGUCAUUGCGCCGUGGUGGAGCUGCAUCGUCGGCGUGCUCCUCAUGCUCACGGCGCUCGUCGGCAACCUCCUCGGCGACCCGACCGUGCUCACGUACUUUGCCUUGUACUUCCUCGCUGUCCUUUUCCUCGUCGAGAUCAUGUUUGAACGCGUCGUCGUCCUCCGCUUCCUCAAGUACUUUGUCGAGUAUUGGACCCCGUCGUCGGCGCCAGGUCACAGCGCGGGGCACCGUCUUCUCGACGACGACGCGUCCGUGCUCUCGCCCGACGAGCACACGGGGCCGCUGAGCCCACGUGGCCCGGGGACGUCGAUUGCCAAGGUGAUCCACGCGAUCAAUUUGCCGCCGAUCUUCUUCUUCGCCAAGCAGCCGCACCUCCCGACGCUCAACAAGGCGAUUCUGUACGUGCGCAAGAACGAGCAGACAGCGCACUUGUUUAUCGUGCACGUGGGCAGUGGCCACCACGGCUUUGGCGACGUCGUGAGCCUCUUUGACCGCAUGUACCCCAAGCUCCGCAUCGACUUUUUGCGCAUCGACGGUGGCAGCUUUGGACCGGCGGUUGUUGAGUGGGUCUCGCGCAAGUACGAGACGCCCAAGAACCUCAUGUUCAUCAAGCAGCCCAACCACGACUGCGCCCACACGAUCGCGUCGCUCGGCGGCGUCCGCGUCAUCACGGGCUAA